AUGUUAAACGUUGCAACCUAAGCUAUUCUUAUAUUAGUUUUAGUAUCAACAACUAAUGCUUGGCCAGGAUAUAAAUCUUCAUAACAAAAGAAGACAAACUCAGAAUUCUGCUAUGAAACAAAUGGUGUUCAUGGAGACUGUGGAACGAAAUAUAAAAUAAGAGGGAAUCACCCAGAAAAUGUCAAGCUUCCACCUGCUUUUAUUAUGGAAUUCGAGUAAUCAGUUAUUGAAUGCGAAUUAAAUGAUCCUCAUUGUUUUCCUCCCUUCUAUCCUUCUGCCACAGAAUAGCUUUAGGGAAGGUAUCCAAUUACUAUCGGUAAAGGAUUCACCUAUUUUAAUUCUACUCACAGAGGAGGCUCAUAAGUAGAGUAUUACUCCAAAAAUUGUGUACCUGUAUUUCAAAGCUAUAUUGCUCAUUUCCAAUGUACUCUUUACAUAAUAAAUGACACAUAAACUGCAUAUUUUACGACUGAAAAUGGUCCAAAAGAGUUUGGAGACUGCUGCAUAUUAACUAAGGGAUUCCAUCCACCAAGGAGAGAUUUUAUUAGAAAUCUAAAUUACACUGGUAUCAAGACAUAUGGUGUUCACCAUUAAAAGUAUCAUAGUUUUACAGUAAAAACUAAUGAGGGAGAGUUUUGUUUUAACUUUUGGGAUAAAGAAAUGACUGAUAAGCAUUCAGGAGAGAAGUAUCAUGAACCUGCCUUUUUUGAAUAUGAAGGGUUCUAAAAAAGCACAAAAAACACAAAAGGAGAGCCAUAAGAUUUGAGAAUAUUUUAGACUUUCCAUAAUAUCAGAACUGAUCCAUUCAAUCCUGAAGACUACUUUACUCUGCCUGCAGCUUGUAAUCCUGAUGCUCCUAGAUGUCCUGACUAUGAUCACUCAGCCUAUAAUAAGCAUAUGACAUUCAUGUAAUGA
Stylonychia lemnae is the source of this 915-nucleotide messenger RNA. Lineage: Eukaryota; Ciliophora; Spirotrichea; Sporadotrichida; Oxytrichidae. The record is from the annotation of a GenBank genome assembly.